CGGUAAGGAAGAAGAAAUCAUUUGUAGCUAUUUAGUAGGGUGCGAUGGUGUACAUUCUAGUGUUAGAAAAGGAAAAGAUGAUUGGAUUUUUGAAGGUCGAACAUUGAACUCUUCAUGGGUCGUAGCUGACUUAAAUAUUGAUCAUGAAUUGGUUAAAGAUGAUCAAGUAACCCUUUUCGCAGCUGCUGGGGGGCACAUCGCAAUAUUACCAUUGGAUUCUCGAAAAAAUACUUUUCGUAUUAUUGGUAGAGUUCCUGAUGAGCAUAUUACAUUGGAUAAGCUGCAGAAAUUGAUCGAUAAGAAAACUGCUCCUAUUAAACUUGUGCUAACAGAUCCGGUUUGGAUUGCUAAUUUUAAAGUUAGCGAAAGAGUUGCAAAUAAAUAUCGAAUGGGUCGUGCCUUCCUUGCUGGAGAUGCUGCACAUUGUCAUUCACCGGUUGGUGGUCAAGGAAUGAAUUUGGGAAUUCAAGAUGCUCAUAACUUAGCAUUCAAAUUGGCUCUGGUUAUCAGGAAUCGGGCCAUAAACCCUGACAAACUUCUCAAUAGUUAUGAACAGGAAAGACUUUCUGUUGGCAAGAAUGUUGUCUAUGGCACUAGUUUUGCUACGAAAUUGUUGAGUGAUAGUGACUUUAUUACCGCUUUUUUAAGAACAUCUGUGGCUCCUUUCUUAUUUCAUUUUUUUCCACAACUUGCAUUUAAUUUUCAGACCAAUUUAUUCCAAACUGAUCUUAAAUAUUUUCCCGAGACAUCUGAUAUUAUUCAUAAAUACAUACCUCAUUCAGGCCCUAAAAACAAAUUGAUCAAAGCAGGUCUUUAUGCACCAGAUGGAUUAUUAAAGAAAGUAAUCCCACACAAAAUUCAUGAUCGUAUAACUUUAUUUGAUGUCUUUCGUUCAACCACAUUGAAACACACCUUGAUCUUGUUUACUCUAACUAAGGGUGUCACUGCUGAUCGCAAUCCACUCAUAAAUACCCUGUUGGAGAUCUACUCUGGAUAUAAAAAUACUAUAACUCCAAUUAUCAUUUCAUAUCAGGGUUCUGUUCAAACUGCUGAUAUGCCAUUUAUGCCAUUUUUAGAAGAAGGUCGAGAACAACAUAUAUUUAUUGAAUCAAAAUUUGAAUUACAUGAAAAAUAUGGGAUCAUGAAAGAAAUUGGUCAACAAGCUUUUGUACUUGUUCGACCUGAUUUAUACAUUGCUAGUGCAGUGUUUGAAAAUGACGUUGAUAAACUAAAGGCAUUUUUAAAGGGUUACUUGGUCAAGUUAGACAGGCAUUCAUGA
Messenger RNA from Dentiscutata erythropus, 1279 nucleotides. NCBI's taxonomy places the organism in Eukaryota, Fungi, Glomeromycota, Glomeromycetes, Diversisporales, Gigasporaceae. The record is from the annotation of a GenBank genome assembly.